Messenger RNA from Trypanosoma brucei brucei TREU927, 801 nucleotides. RefSeq lists its product as hypothetical. Lineage: Eukaryota; Euglenozoa; Kinetoplastea; Trypanosomatida; Trypanosomatidae. The record is from RefSeq and is a predicted model, not a curated record. The transcript has a single exon. Bases 1 to 801 code for a protein of 266 amino acids.
AUGUCACUCCCAAUUAUGAGUGUGGUGCGGAUGGCGGUACAAGAACUCCCGCUGCUAUCGUUUGCGCCAACCUCGCUGGUGAGCGAUGGAUGUGUCUUUCUUCCCACUCUCUCGGACUGCUCCGCGUUUGCAGGUUGCAGCAUCACAUCCGCCACACUGCAGUGCGAUGGGACACUGCUCAUCAAAGUUGUGCCCGCAAUUCUGCGACUCAUUCCGUUAAAAGGAAUUUCAUCAUCACACGGCUACUCUUCGUUAGCCGCGGGCGGUUCGCAUAGCGAGGCAGUGGCAUUACUGAAAGGUCUCCCAACGGUUCGACUACAGGCCGUCUCGCCGGUUUUUCCACUUUUUACGCCCGGAGGUUGUGUGGAAUAUUUCUCCGCUACGAGCCAGCAGACAACUGCUGCCGUACCGGUACUGACAAAUACCAUACGGGAACAUUUGCGGCGCCUCCGUGCAUACGUUCCACAACAUUUAGAUGAACUCGUUCCGUCAGCACCCUCCAAAGUGUCCUCAUGGUUUGUUGUGUCCUACCCGGGUGCGGACGCCGUGCCAGAGCCAUGUUUGUUUGUACUUCCGGACGUACUUGUUGUCCGGACAGUAAUGUCACAGGUAGGUAGUAGGAAAAUUCCGCCUCACCACAAACGUUCCGUGGCCGUUAUGGGACAGAGCGGGGUGGCCAAAUUACUUGAGGAACUAAAGUGGUCCGGGUGUGCUGUUCGCGUCGUCGACGAUGCUAAUCAUGUUUGUGUUUUGCCUCCAACACUCACGGCGGCAUCGCAGAUGAAACAAGUAACCCAUUGA